AUGGGAUCGACGAUAAGGCGACUUUAAAGAGACAUAACCCUUGUUUCGUCGAGGAUAACAAAACUAAGCCAACCACCAAAGACAGUCCACAGAGGUUUAUUGGGUUAACAAUGGCUUCAAUUUCGGCCAUAGCAUCGCCACCAUGCCCAUGGCUCACUACCAAAACCUCAUCAGCUCCUUCUGCUUCUCUCAGUCUCCUCACCAGAAGAAGCUCUGUCUCCGUUAAUGUAACUGCCAGGAACCCCACUUCUCGCUCUCCCCUCCUACACUGCUCCUUUCUCUCUUCUUCUUCUCUCUCUCUUCCUUCUGCUUUUUCAGGUUUAUCUUUGGGGUUAGAUUUCACUUCUUACAUCACAGUAAGAAAGGAGAAAGGCCAUGGACUAGUGGUGAGGGCUGGGUCGGCUGCUCUUUGUCAAACUAAGAGGAAUAGGUCUCGAAAAUCCCUGGCUCGAACUCAUGGCUUCCGCAGAAGAAUGAGAACCACGAGUGGAAGAGCAUUGUUGAAGCGUCGACGAGCCAAGGGACGGUGGGUACUUUGCCCAAAGUCCAACCACAAUAGUGGAAAGCGUCCCUAAGUGCUCUUUCCAAUAGGUUUCUGUAAUAUUCAAUGUUGUUCACAGAAGGAUUAAUCUGAACUUAUCAGAUGGUUCUUUCGUUAAAUUCAGUGAAGUUUUAGUUAAUUAAUUUCAAUUUGCUAUGAUCAUCUCCUUUUGGCCA
Messenger RNA from Mangifera indica (mango), 717 nucleotides. RefSeq names its product 50S ribosomal protein L34, chloroplastic. Gene Ontology annotation, molecular function: structural constituent of ribosome. The record is from RefSeq and is a predicted model, not a curated record. The coding region runs from base 111 to 575 and encodes 154 amino acids. Gene Ontology annotation, cellular component: ribosome; mitochondrial large ribosomal subunit. Gene Ontology annotation, biological process: translation. Lineage: Eukaryota; Viridiplantae; Streptophyta; Magnoliopsida; Sapindales; Anacardiaceae. The transcript has 2 exons.